Molecule: messenger RNA, 968 nt
Organism: Funneliformis geosporum
Lineage: Eukaryota; Fungi; Glomeromycota; Glomeromycetes; Glomerales; Glomeraceae
Source: the annotation of a GenBank genome assembly
CCAAAAGUAAAGUCAAAUUACCUUGCAUUAUCUGGAUUUCUUAUCGAAAAACUCUUAGUAAUGAAUCGCAAGGCAAAAUUAAUGAUCUUAAAUCAUCUGGACUCAGAAUCUGUAACUAUCAAGAUGAACCAAACUUAUCUGUAGAUAAAUGGGAUAUUAUUAUAGUCCAAAGUGGUACAAAUGCACAAGAAUCUGAAAACACAAUGCGUGAUAUAUUAAAAAUGACCCAGCAUGUAUUAGCAAUAGAUGCCUUUGCGAAUGCAUCAACUCUAACCUUUCUCAAAGCUUAUUGCAGUGAAAAUAUUCGAGUGAUUGAUAAUAAAUUUCAGCCUCUUGUAGAUAAAACUGUUGAGUAUCUUUAUGAUCCAAAUAGCGGGGCUGAAGCUAUGCGAAUAGGAUAUGAGUUAUUACAGCAAGGCAAGCGCGAUGAGCUUGAUUGCGUAGCCUAUACAAGUACAGUAGAAGCUGGUAUUUCUUUCGAAAAAACUAAUCACUUUGAUGCAGUUAUAGGCAUUACAAAUAUUACAACUCCGGUUAAUGUCGAAGCAUUUAUCCAGAUGAUUGAUCUUUUUUGCCCACCAGGUUACGAAAAUAUUUGUGUUGAGCUUGAGAGUGCUCGGCUUAAUAAUUUGCCUACAGCAAUAAGGGGGUAUCGUGAAUGGGAUAAAAAUAUUGUAUCAUAUAAACUUGAUCAAUCACCUGCCGUAAUAUCAUACCUUGAAGUUGAACAUCAAAAACGUUUUUCUGCAAGAAAUUUUAUUGAAAUAUCAUGCAGUCUUAUAGCUAGUACAGGUGCUUCUCUUCAACUUAUAAAAAUGGAUGAAAGCCGAGGUGUUAUAGGGAAUCACAAAAAGAUCUGUAAUGAGGUUAGAGUUGAAGCAUUAGUUAUCAAGGAAUCUGAUUUUGAUGCGGUUGCUACUUCCCAGAAUCUCAGUCCUGAAGAAGCCGAAAUUCUUAAGUUUGAUUAA